AUGGCAGCUGCUUCAUUUGCUUCUGUCAGCCAGUUGCAGCACAAAACCCAUGAAAUCAUGGAAAAUGUCUCAGAUAAAUUACAACAUCAAGAAGGAAUUUACAACCAUUUAGAAAUGGGAAGUUCAAACACAGCUACAGGGAAAUUGUUCCACACUCUGCAAAUGGAAAGUGGAAACACAAGCAGUUGUGUUUCAUGUGAGAUGAAGGAACCAGAACAGCAUGUGUCAGCUCCUGUAGUAGCUGCACCUGUAUUUGCAGGUGGUGAAGAUACGGCAGUGGGAUCAAGUCAAAGUAAUGCAUCAUACUAUCAAUCAAUGGUUAAUGAUGUAACAAUGUGGAUGACCAGUACAUUUGGAAAAUUCCUGGAUAGUGAGGAACACUUAACCAGCAAUGAAGAGGCAGCCACGUGUCUGUCUGAUGGUACUGCUGCAUAG
Messenger RNA from Schistocerca serialis cubense, 435 nucleotides. RefSeq lists its product as uncharacterized. NCBI's taxonomy places the organism in Eukaryota, Metazoa, Arthropoda, Insecta, Orthoptera, Acrididae. The record is from RefSeq and is a predicted model, not a curated record. Bases 1 to 435 code for a protein of 144 amino acids. The transcript has 4 exons.